AUGGUAGCUCUGGGCCACAGCCAGAAGCUGCCUUUCUCCGCCUCCUCAGCCAGUUCUUUGAUGGCUUUCCGAUGCCCCCCUCCUGUGCAUCCCAUGUCACGGAGUAGGCGAACAGUUGAGGAGUCGACAAAUCCCCGACACCCCACGUCGACAGGGCACGUAAUGGCCUCCCAGCCUGCCUCCCUGAACUCCGCCACCAGACCUGCAUACUUGGACCGCUUCCGCUCGUUGGCAGCCUCUAUACCCUCCUCCCACGGGACAGUGAGCUCCACCAGCAGGACCGUCUGCGAGCCUCUGACCACACGACUAGGUCCGGCCGGAGCGAUGUUUCAACAAUCUCCCUGGGGAACUGCAGCUGUUUCCCCAGGUCGGCCCUCAUGGUCCACUCACUUCCGGCACAAGAUCGUGUCGCCACCUGUAUCGGCCUUGGGACUACGCUGUCCUGCAUCCCGACAGGAUGUGCUGGAGGCUAACAUUGAUCUUGUUGCACAGGGGACAGGUUUGUUCUGCAAAGAACAAUUGGUGGAGGUUUCGGGGACAAGGCGUUCCUGCUCAGUCUUUGCCACUCCUGCCACCACCAUGGCUUUCCGCCUCUCCUUGGAUGCCUUCGACCAGAACAAGGGGGUCUCGCCCUUCCCGAGGCCUGUUCGAUUCUCCUGGAAUCUGCUGACUACCUCAAGCUGGUCAGUGGAUUCCCUCAGCUCCAGCACCAUCCGGGCCUUCUCCUGCUUGUAUCGCAAGCUGAUGGAUCGAAGUGGCAGUUGCAGCGUGUUCCUGCCAAAAAGGCCUACAUCUGAGAGGCAUCUCGGCAGCCCCAGCCACUUCCUGAUGAACAAGUUUGCAAACCCGUCUAUCUUGCUUGCCACUGAGGAGGGGAUGUCGCUCAUCUUCAGAGGCCACAUCACCCUUGGGUACAGUAUGAACAGGCUGAGACUCAGUGAAGCCGGGGAGCAGAGACUCAGUGAAGCUGGACAGCAGAGACUCGGUGAAGCUGGGCAGCAGGGACUCGUCUUCAUCUUACUGUCAUCAGAAAAAGAUCUGGAUGUGUUUGACCUUAAGAAAUACUCUGCUUCAGAGGAGGCUCUUCUGAGGCUGCUGCCAGUGGUCAAAGCCUCCAACAAAGCUCUGUUGAGUGACUGUAACCUCUCAGAGAGAAGCUGUGCAGCUCUGUCCUCAGUUCUCAGCUCCCAGUCCUCUAGUCUGAGAGAUCUGGACCUGAGUAACAACAACCUGCAGGAUUCAGGAGUGAAGCAGCUUUCUGCUGGACUGGAGAGUCCACACUGUGGACUGGAAACUCUCAGUCUGUCAGGAUGUCUGAUCACAGAGGAAGGCUGUGCUUCUCUGGCCUCAGCUCUGCGCUCCAACCCCUCCCAUCUGAGAGAGCUGGACCUGAGCUACAAUCAUCCAGGAGACUCAGGAGAGAAGCUUCUGUCUGCUGGACUGGAGGAUCCACACUGGAGACUGGACACUCUCAGGAUGGACCAUGGUGGACUGCAGAGACUGAAACCUGGUCUGAGGAAGUAUGCCUGUGAACUGGAACUGGAUCCAAACACAAUGAACACAAACCUCAAACUGUCUGAUAACAACAGGAAGGUGACACGUGUGAAGGAGGAUCAGUCAUAUCCUGAUCAUCCAGACAGAUUUGACUACUGGCCUCAGCUGCUGUGUAGAAAUGUUCUGACUGGUCGAUGUUACUGGGAGGUCGAGUGGAGAGGAAGAGUUAAUAUAUCAGUGAGUUACAGAAGAAUCAGAAGGAAAGGAUACAGUGAAGACUGUAGGUUUGGAUGGAACGAUCAGUCCUGGAGUCUGUUCUGCUCUGAUGGUGGUUACUCUGUCUGGUACAAUAAAAGUGAAACACCCAUCUCCUCCUCCUCCUCCCCCUCCUCCUCCUCCUCCUCCUCCUCCUCCUCCUCCUCCUCCUCCUCUUUCUCUAACAGAGUAGCAGUGUAUGUGGACUGCCCUGCUGGCACUCUGUCCUUCUACAGAGUCUCCUCUGACACACUGAUCCACCUCCACACCUUCAACACCACAUUCACUCAACCUCUGUGUGCUGGGUUUAGAGUCUGGUCUGGUUCCUCAGUGUCUCUGUAGGAGGAGCAGUGAGGAGCAGUGAGGAGUAAAGAGGAGUAAAGAGGAGCAGUGAGGAGCAGAGAGGAGCAGAGAGGAGCAGAGAGGAGCAGAGAGGAGCAGAGAGGAGCAGAGAGGAGUAGAG
This is a messenger RNA of Scomber scombrus (Atlantic mackerel), 2212 nucleotides long. RefSeq lists its product as uncharacterized. The record is from RefSeq and is a predicted model, not a curated record. The coding region runs from base 1 to 2091 and encodes 696 amino acids. The transcript is spliced from 11 exons. NCBI's taxonomy places the organism in Eukaryota, Metazoa, Chordata, Actinopteri, Scombriformes, Scombridae. Gene Ontology annotation, molecular function: protein binding.